AUGGGAGGAGUUGGAAAGACUCAAAUUGCUUUGAACUAUGCAUUUAGUCGAGCGGAUAGUGGAAUGAAGGCGUUAUUCUGGGUCAGUAGCGAGACUUCCCUGACGGUGGCUGAAAGCUACACAGAGAUUGCCAUGAGACUGCAAUUAGAAGGAGCUAGCACUGAUGGUGCACACCUGAAAAGUCGAUAUCUUGUGAGCAAAUGGUUUCAACAAACCAAGGUUGAAUGGCUAGUAAUUUUCGAUAAUGUUGAAGACUUAGCUGUCUUGGAUGGUUACUGGCCAACCUCUUCGAGAGGUUCAGUACUUAUUACAUCCCGCCAUGAGAACGUAGCUUUGGAGGUCAAUGCUGAAGCCUUGAAGAUAUCCCCAUUCUCAGCAGAGCAGGGCUCAACACUUAUACUCAAGACUCUUCACAGGAACCCUUACUCCGAAGAUGAAAAGAAAGGUUCUGAAGCGCUCUCAACAGUGCUACGUGGUCUUGCAUUGGCAAUCACUGUUGCUACCAUGCAGAUUCGAUUGAAGAGGAUGCCGAUCCAAAAAUUUGUUCAGUCUAGCAUGGAUUCAAACGCCGCGUUCAUUUUUGACACAGUUUGCUUUUGCGCACCGGACAAUGUGCCAAUGAGCAUUUUUGAGCAUCCUGUUCCUGGUCUUCAACAUGAAGAUGAUGCCAGAAACAGUUAUGAGUACCCCGAAGAUGGACUUGAUUCAUUGCUCCUGGCCUCUUUGGUUACUCAGGAUGAGCUAGGAGACAUACCAAUCCACCGAGUUCUUCAAGAAGAAUAUCGAAAAUGGUUGGGUCCAGAGCGCCAGUUGACUGCGGGAUAUGCCGAGCGCGAACGAGGACAUCCCAAAGAAGCCGAAGUCUAUCUCGAGAGAGCAAAGACCAUACGCGAGGGACUUCUACCUCCAAACCACCCGGAGAUUGCAAACAUCUACUCCUCUCUUGCCGGAGUCUAUAUCUCGAGUGGUAAAUACGAUAAAGGGCUAGAGCUUUUCCAGGAAGCUGUUAAAAUUGACCUAACAACCCCAUACGAGGAACAAAAAUCGAUAAUCUUCCGAAGAUAUCUGAACAUGUCUACUGCAGAGCGUCUGAAAGGGAACCUCGAAGCUGCGUUGGAAUAUGUUGAGCUUGCCACGCCAUACAUUCUUGACUCUUUUGGAGCCGAAACUCAUUUUGACGUCACGCAAAUAUGUUACAGAGGCAACAUCGCAUACGACAUGAAUGAUCUUCCUCAAGCUCAGAACUACUAUGAGCACGCAUGUCGCGGCCAUGUCAAGGAACAGGAGUUCCACCCCGCGCAUAUCUGUGCAAAUUACAAAUUGUCAUGCACUGAAAUCAAGCUUGGGAGACUCCGUCGUGCAAUCGACCGGCUGCGAUACAAACACUAUGCGAAAAAAUUAGCAGAGGCGCUGAUGAUCCUCGAUGAGAAAGAUGCUGAAGCUGCAGUGUUAAAGGAGGAAGCUGAGAGUAUUAGAGCAGAGCUUCAAGGGGGCCGAGUUUUCGAAUUUGCCGGAUAA
This is a messenger RNA of Penicillium malachiteum, 1518 nucleotides long. Its product is annotated as tetratricopeptide repeat protein. NCBI's taxonomy places the organism in Eukaryota, Fungi, Ascomycota, Eurotiomycetes, Eurotiales, Aspergillaceae. Gene Ontology annotation, molecular function: ADP binding; protein binding. The coding region runs from base 1 to 1518 and encodes 505 amino acids. The transcript has 8 exons. The record is from RefSeq and is a predicted model, not a curated record.